GACCAACCCAAACCCAUCUUUCCUUCUCUCUCUCCCCCUCAGCACGGCAAUGUAGGAAUACUCUCCCUCCCUUCCCCAAUCCUCUCUCUUUCUCCCUCCCUUCUUCUGUUCUUCCCUCUUUCUCUCUGUUACCUGUUUCUCUUUGUUCGUUUUUUUUUAAUGUUUUAUCUUUCUGGGCUGAUGGGUUCAGGUGGAAAAGCCUCGAGAAAGAUCUGAUGUGCUUGCUGGUGGAUCAUAACUGCCAUGGUUUCUCCAGAACAUAAAGAAGCAAUGCAAAAAAACCGUGAGGCAUCCAUAAGAUGCCUCCAGAAUAAAGCAUUCUCUUGCAACUUACAAGAGAAUGGGAACUCAGUGGAAGGAUUUCCUGAGCCCAAGGAUGAGACCAGUGUUCAUCCUAGAGGUGGUUCGGUGGAACCAGACAAUUCAUUAAGCAGUGAGUUCUUUGCACCUCCAAGUGAAGUUUAUCAUAGACCUAUGUACCAACAGGACUUUUAUAUGUGGUCAAACUUCCAUCCUGACUUCCAAAAGGCACAGCAGAACCAAUGGAAUGCCUUCGAGAACCAUUUCUACUCCAUGAAUCAUGAGUACCCAUUUCCUGUCGAUAAUAGAUAUCAAUAUGCACCCUUCAAGAUGUACUCUCAUGGUUAUCCGUAUGAGUUCCAAUUCCAAGAAUUUCAGUACUUUGUGGUCAUAGACUUUGAAGCCACUUGUGACAAGGAAAAGAAUCCCCAUCCUCAAGAGAUCAUUGAGUUCCCAUCUGUUCUAGUGAAUAGUGUGACUGGACAAUUAGAAGCUUCCUUUCAAACAUACGUGCGACCUACACUUCAUCAACACUUGAGCAAUUUCUGCAAGGAGCUUACUGGUAUCCAGCAAAUUCAGGUGGAUAGAGGUGUUCCUCUAAGUGAAGCUUUACUUAUGCAUGAUAAAUGGCUAGAAGAUAAGGGGAUUAAACACACCAACUUUGCUGUGGUGACAUGGUCAGACUGGGAUUGUCAGGUGAUGUUGGAAUCUGAGUGCCAUUUUAAGAGGAUCCGGAAGCCACCUUACUUCAACAGAUGGAUCAACUUAAAGGUUCCAUUUCGUGAGGUAUUUGGUGCGGUUCGAUGUAAUCUAAAGGAGGCUGUGCAACUGGCCGGCCUUGCAUGGGAGGGUCGUGCUCACUGUGGCCUUGACGAUGCCAGGAACACUGCCCGGCUUCUUGCCCACCUCAUGCGCUGGGGCUUCAGAUUCUCCAUAACCAAGUCUCUGAUGUGGCAGCCGCCUGACCGCCCAUUGACAUGGCAGCAGUCCCCUGACCGCCCCUUGGGUGCUAACCAUCAUCCACUCAAGCUGAAACAGCCGCUGGUGCCCCUUGUUCAGUACCACCCCUCACAUGUGGACCCUGGGAAGGAGCGACAAAUUUACUGUUUCUGUGGAGUAAAGAGCAGCAAACGCAUGGUCCGGAAGCCUGGGCCAAAGCAUGGGAGCUUCUUUUUUGGAUGUGGGAACUGGACUGCCACCAGGGGCCCCCUGUGCCGAUAUUUCGAAUGGGCCUCAUCUUGACCAAAGAAACAUGACUUAUUGUUGAACUUGUCCUAAAGUUUCACUCAGCAUCUCUGUAGGAGUGGAAGUUUAGGAAAAGGAGAAAAAAGAUGUUGGUAGUCACCUGUGAAAGCAAAUAAACCUUAGCUGCUUUUUGGGGUUGCUACUGCUUCUUUACAAAAAAUGCAUAUAGUAUAGUAGUUUCAGAACUGUCUCUCUACUCAAUGCCUCUAAGAAGUCUUGUAGGGAAUGGGAGUUCUAACAUGUAAAACUGACUUCUUAUUGACAUAAGAGGAAGAAGUGGGGAAAUGGGAGAUACUCCUUCCUAGGAGGAGUCUCUCUACAUGCUCAGACAUGCUUAAUUAUGUUAAAUAAUCUGUGAGAUAGGACAAUUUGUUCCUUUUUAGUGCUUUUCCCAUGGGAAUCAUCGAGUGUGUCACUGCUAUGCCAUCGUGUGUUGUCAAACUGUUGGUUCCUUGUUGGAUCAAAAUGGGAAUUCUAUAUAGUUUCCAUUGGAGAAUCUUCAAGGGAGAUGAUCUACCUAGCAGAUAUAGUUCUGUAAAACUGUUACUGUAUGACAUUCUGGAGGCUGUGAUCUAAGUAGACAAACAUUCAAAAAUCACUGGAUGAUUGUAAAGCA
Molecule: messenger RNA, 2161 nt
Organism: Nelumbo nucifera (sacred lotus)
Lineage: Eukaryota; Viridiplantae; Streptophyta; Magnoliopsida; Proteales; Nelumbonaceae
Source: RefSeq, a predicted model, not a curated record